UGCUCAGUGGGGCGAUCCCAUAAUCCCUGUCAUCCAGACCCAGAUGCUCAGAUCACCUCAGUCUCUGACUGAUUGGCUGGGGCACCUGCCCUUCAACUGCUCGCUGCUCUGCAGCCCACCCUGCACCAAUGGCGGGAGCUCCCUGUGCCUUCCUUCUCUUCUUGCUUAUGGUUUCCCAGCCCAGAGAUGCGAGUCCGUUCACAGUAUCUUGUCUCCCAGUGUCAAUGAACGGAAUUCUGGGAGAAUCUGUCGUUUUCCCUCUCCUCAAUCCUGGAGCCUUCAAAAGCAUCACCUGGCACGGCCCCUCCCCUGCCAAUGCUGAAGCCUAUGCGUCACAUAGGCCUUUAGCAGUUAUCACCCCAGGGGCCCCUGGAGCGCUGCCCCACAUUUCGAUGGAGGACAAGAGAUAUCGAGGGAGAGCAAGACUCCACAACCAGAGCUAUUCGCUGGAGAUCAGCAACCUGAUGCUGGCAGACGUUGUCAUGUACAGCUGUGAGACAGCAAGUGCAGAUAGCAGUAUCUUCUGUAGCUAUGACCUGCACAUCCACAAAUGACUGUCGGAGCCGGAGAUCAGGAUCUAGUCUAUGAUGGCUGGGAACAGCACCUGCAAUGUGACCUUCACCUGCAGCGCCGGGGAGGGGAACAAGACCAUCAAAUACAUCUGGACACGCUCAGCAGGGGCCCCUGUUUUCUCCAUUGAGGAAUCUCUGCUGGUCCAGCACAGACUGGGAGACGAGGACUCGCCCGUCACCUGCACGGCCAUGAAUCCCGUUAGCAACAGCUCAGCCAGCGCCUCCUCCAAGGCGGCCUGUGAAGGUGACGCUCGCUCCAUCCCUCCCCCUUGAGCGCAUGCCGCACAGACCAGACCAAGCCUUUGUCUUUAUUCAUAAACGGGACCGUCCCGCCCCCUGCUUGUUUCUCUUGUAGAUUUCACAGUCUCUCAAUUGGCAUCUGGCUCAGUGUGCCAAUAGGCGGACAACACAGUCCCAUGGCCAGACAGGGAGAUAAGUGUCAGCUACGUCCUACCAGAUAGGAACGUUUCCAAGAUACGUACCCUCGUGGACUCCAAGCCCUUAAGAACACAAUUUUCUGCACAGAUUCAUAACUCCUUAAACAGUAUCAGAACUUAAUCACAAUUAUUAUGGUGAUCACUGGCUCUUGUAGAGACCUCAUGUGCCACCUGAUAUUGGCAGAUAUCUGAUAUUCGGCUGGCGAUCCUUGUAAAACCCUGUGCACCCCUCUUCCAGUCAGCAGCAAGGGGUCCCUAGGUCCUAUUCAUCUGCUCCAGCGUCCCCUCUCUGACAGUGACCAUGCUGCACGCAGGGUCUCUGUGGCUAAAGUCUUGGCCUGUUCCCAAGGAUCUGUACGAUUCAGUCAACCCUAGAGCUGUAGCCUAGACUGCCUCCCCUGCAUAAUUCCCUUGCUCUGUCAAUGAAAGCAACGGGGGAGUGGGUGCCCACAACUGGGAGCCUCCCAGCCCAUUCGGGAAGCUUCAUAUCCAGGAUCUCUCGGGGGCGGUGUUAGAAUUCCAUCCCCUGAGCGUUCCAUGUCUGGUUACUCACAGACACGUCUGUUCAGUGAAAGGUUUAAUUCAUCUGCUAACACUAGUAUGCAGACUUCUGGGGAGGAGCACACCUGGGCAGCGGAACAGUGGAGAGCUCUUUGCAGAGAACACAGCAGUAGGGGGCAGAAAACAAUUCUGCCGGCUGAUGGCCUUCCCAGCAUUUUGGCUGCUGAGUGAAACCUGCUUUAGCUGGAGCCUUCGAAGCCUUGCAAAAGCUGUUAAAGAUUUUGUUCUCAAUAAAUUCGUCGAGCUACGGCACUCGAUACAUUGCUCAUGUCCUGCCCAAUCUUGGCUUACCCACUGCCACUGUCACUACGAGACAUUACAGAAUUAAGCCAUUUGUAUCUAUUGCCUGCAAGGUGUCUGCUACUACCAACCCUCUUAACCAGAUCUUCUAGUGGUACCGUUUGGUCAUGUGUCUAUGCAUGGUCUAAUUGCUGGGGUGGAAGUGACUGCCACCUACUAUGGGCAGCUGAUAUUUUUUGCAUAAGAAAUGGGCGGAAACUGCUUUAUCAGGAGGAAUGAAAUCACCUGCUUUUUGAUUCCAUAUCCACAUUUCUAAUUUUCUAUUUAUGGCACAGACGAAUCUCGGGCAUUGUCCCAUAGCUGCAAAAUGGAAACUCCCAUACACAGCACCCCCUAGUG
Messenger RNA from Chelonia mydas (Green sea turtle), 2209 nucleotides. Its product is annotated as SLAM family member 9-like. Bases 129 to 554 code for a protein of 141 amino acids. The record is from RefSeq and is a predicted model, not a curated record. The transcript has 3 exons. NCBI's taxonomy places the organism in Eukaryota, Metazoa, Chordata, Testudines, Cheloniidae.